GUACGUUUUUAGUGUUGCUGUCGAGACGCUGGAUAUAGCAACCUCGGUACAAAACGGUUUUAUUUAUCUUAGCUAACUAGGGUAUUGUUAGCUUGAGUACAUAUGUCAACCUUUUUAUUUACGUUGCAAUCGCUUUAAUAUAACGUAUAUUCUAGGCUUGGUCGCACUAUCUAACGUUAACAUCAAACUCUUUAGCGAGCUUGUUUCGGGUGGCUUUUUUCUUUGCAAACUAGCUAUGGAUAACAUUAUUGAUCCAGCAUCAGAACAAGAUCUCCCUCUGUUCUCCUUGCGUCUCCUGGUUCCACCUCUACGCCUGAUGUGCGCUUUCAUGUGGCAAGUGACUCAACAGCGUAAUGUGAUGCAGUAUGGGAAGCUGGAGGAGUUUGUUACUUUGGUGACAGAGAUGGUUCCAGAGCUGCUGCGUUCCAGGCAGAGGACCCAACUCAUUCUGGGACUGAGAGCAAAGCUGGUUUUAGAGUUGUGUCGCAGUAAGGACACAGCUGACCUGCUGACCAUCCAGGCCCACCUGGACAUAAUCCACACGUUGACAGAAAAGUCUUUACACAAAGAGGCUGCAGAUUCUAACUUUGUGGAGCUAGUCCAAACCCUGCUGGAAGACCCUUCUGAGAGGGAGCAUUUCUUCAAGGUGAGGAACUUUCUCUCUAGACUUCUUUAUGAUCCUUUUCUUGGGAUAUUGUUUCUCAACAGGAAAAGUUCCAAAAUAGCUGAAGUACAUCUUAAAUGGAAACAUUUGGCACUAGAUCCAUUUCAUGCUAAAUUGUCUAUUUCACAGGAGGUGUUCCCAGUCCACUAUGGCCCUCGGUAUGACACAGCGCUGCAGACACUGGUGUGGGAGUUCCUUUCCAGACUGGAGGAGUUGCUGCCUGUACCAGACCUCACACAGACAACAGCAUGGCUCGGUGCUGCCCCCUCUGUCCUGGAAGAAUGUGGGCAGAGUGUCUUUGACCCUGAACAACUGAAGACCGUGUUGCAGCACCAUCAGCAUCAUGGAAACCUGAACAAUAGUCAUGUCUCUAAUUACACUACAGAUACCAUCCUGUCCACACUGUCCCUCCCUCCAAUAAUCAGAGUUGUUAUUAACUACGAGCUAGACAACUCUGACAAUGAGAGGCCAUACUCAGAUGACGAUGAAUGCAUAGAUAAGGGGGUAGAGGUCUGUGAAUAUGAAGACCACAAUGAAAUCCUGGAUGAAGGCACUGAUAGAUGUUUGGAGGAUCUAGGACUGUCAACAUCAGAGGAACAGGAACAGGAGGGUCUGUCACCUGCAGAGACCUCAGUGUUGGUUACUCCAGUACCCUGUGAUGAAUUGAACUUGGAUCAUUCUCUCAACGUAAUGGUGAAUGCUGACGAGCCAUCCCAGGUUCUUACCUGCACUGGCCAACCUCUGCAAGGACAUCAAGACCGACCAAGUAGAAAAGGACAGAAAGCAGGUUGACAGAAAGAAGAGGUGGUCAAAAAAGGGAACAAAAAGAAUGUGAUCAAACCGGUUGACAAGAAAAAAGAGGGAUUCCCUGCACCUCAAAACAGAACUCAUAUAUGUGAGUGUGGGAAGGUUUUUAAAAAACCAUCACUGCUGACGCUACAUAUGGGAGUUCACACGAUGCCACAUCAUUGUGACCAGUGUCCCAAACGAUAUGCUACUCCUGGGGCACUGAAAAAGCACCAGCUACUUCACACAGAAGAAAGACCAUUCGCAUGUGAACACUGUGACCGGAGGUACAGGAGUGCAUAUGAUCUCAAAGUGCACGUACGCAGUCACUCUGGGGAGCGCCGUCACGUGUGUACUAUCUGUGAGAAGAGGUUUGCCCAUCCAAGUACACUAGUGAGACACACGCGAAUGCAUGCUGGGGAGAAGAAUUAUUUAUGUAGCAUAUGUGGUAAGGCAUUCCUUAGCUCAGGAGAAGUGCGACUGCAUACACGAACGCACACAGGAGAAAACCCCCACACCUGUAAACAUUGUGGAAAGGGUUUCAAAGCAUCUUGCCAUCUUACGGUUCAUCUGCGAUCUCACACAGGCGAGCGUCCUUACACCUGCACCCAAUGCCCCAAAUCUUUCACUACCUCAGACUCUCUUAGAACGCACAUAUAUACUCACACUGGGGAGAAACCUCACCGGUGCUCAGAGUGUGGGAAAACAUUUACUCAGAGGUGUAAUAUGGUAAAUCAUAUGAGAAGAAUUCACCGGUUAAGAUUCUCCAAAAGCAGUCCAACAGAAAGAAACAGAAAGUCUUGUAAAAAUGCUUUGAGUUCGAAAGAAACUAUGUUACUAGCUAACAGUAGCUUGUUUCAGUGGCUUAUUUUUCUUUGCAAACUAGCUAUGGAUAACAUUAUUGAUCCAGCAUCAGAACAAGAUCUCCAUCUGUUCUCCUUGCGUCUCCUGGUUCCACCUCUACGCCUGAUGUCUGCUUUCAUGUGGCAAGUGGCUCAAGAGUGUAAUGUGAUGCAGUAUGGGAAGCUGGAGGAGUUUGUGACUUUGGUGACAGAGAUGGUUCCAGAGCUGCUGAGUUCCAGGCAGAGGACCCAACUCAUCCUGGGACUGAGAGCAAAGCUGGUUUUAGAGUUGUGUCGCAGUAAGGACACAGCUGACCCGCUGACCAUCCAGGCCCACCUGGACAUAAUCCACACGUUGACAGAAAAGUCUUUACACAAAGAGAGUCAUGGUGAUGAAUUGGAGGCUGCAGAUUCUAACUUUGUGGAGCUAGUCCAAACACUGCUGGAAGACCCUUCUGAGAGGGAGCAUUUCUUCAAGGAGGUGUUCCCAGUCCACUAUGGCCCUCGGUAUGACACAGCGCUGCAGACACUGAUGUGGGAGUUCCUUUCCAGACUGGAGGAGUUGCUGCCUGUACCAGACCUCACACAGACAACAGCAUGGCUCAGUGCUGCCCCCUCUGUCCUGGAGGGAUGUGGACAUACUGUCUUUGACCCUGAACAACUGAAGACAGUGCUGCAGCACCAUCAGCGUCAUGGAAACCUGAACAAGUGUCAUGUCUCUAAUUACACUACAGAUACCAUCCUGUCCACACUGUCCCUCCCUCCCAAAAUGAGAGUUGUUAUUAACUACGAGCCAGACAACUCUGACAAUGUGAGGACAUACUCAGAUGACGAUGAAUGCAUAGAUAAGGGGGUAGAGGUCUGUGAAUAUGAAGACCACAAUGAAAUCCUGGAUGAAGGCACUGAUAGAUGUUUGGAGGAUCUAGGACUGUCAACAUCACAGGAACAGGAGGGUCUGUCACCUGCAGAGACCUCAGUGUUGGUUACUCCAGUACCCUGUGAUGAAUUGGACUUGGAUCAUUCUCUCAACGUAAUGGUGAAUGCUGACGAGCCAUCCCAGGUUCUUACCUGGACUCUGCCUCCAUUCUCUCACAGUGAAGUGGCCAACCUCUGCAAGACCGACCAAGUAGAAAAGGACAGAAAGCAAGUUGACAAGAAAGAAGAGGUGGUCAGAAAGGGAGACAAAAAGAGGGUGAUCAAACAGGUUGGCAAGAAAACAAAGGUGGUCAGAAAGGGAGACAAAAAGAGGGUGAUCAAACAGGUUGACAAGAAAAAAAAGGUGGUCAGAAAGGGGGACAAAAAGAGGGUGAUCAAACCGGUUGACAAGAAAAAAGAUGGAUCCCCUGCACCCCAAAACAGGACUCAUACAUGUGAGUGUGGGAAGGUUUUCAGAAAACCAUCACUGCUGACGCUACAUAUGGGAGUUCACACGAUGCCAUAUCAUUGUGACCAGUGUCCCAAACGAUAUGCUACUCCUGGGGCUCUGAAAAAGCACCAGCUACUUCACACAGAAGAAAGACCAUUCGCAUGUGAACACUGUGACCGGAGGUACAGGAGUGCAUAUGAUCUCAAAGUGCACAUACGCAUUCAUUCUGGCGAGCGCCGUCACAUGUGUACUGUCUGUGGUAAGAGGUUUACCCAGCAGUGUGCACUAGUGAGACACACGCGAAUGCAUGCUGGGGAGAAGAAUUAUUUAUGUAGCAUAUGUGGUAAGGCAUUCCUUACCUCAGGAGAACUGCGGUUGCAUACACGAACGCACACAGGAGAAAACCCCCACACCUGUAAACAUUGUGGAAAGGGUUUCAAAGUAUCUUGCCAUCUUACGGUUCAUCUGCGAUCUCACACAGGCGAGCGUCCUUACACCUGCACCCAAUGCCCCAAAUCUUUCACUACCUCAGACUCUCUUAGAACGCACAUAUAUACUCACACUGGGGAGAAACCUCACCGGUGCUCAGAGUGUGGGAAAACAUUUACUCAAAGGGGUAAUAUGGUAAAUCAUAUGAGAAGAGUUCAUAGACCGGUUAAGAUUCCCCAAAAGUACUCCCAACAGAAAGAAAGACAAAGUCUCGUAAAAAUAAAAAAAAUGAGACCAAAAGAAACUAUGUAGGAGUUAAUUCCAAUGUAAAUACUAGCAGUAUACACAUGAUUUUACAGGUCCUCUUUUGUAUAUCAGAUUAUCAUACCAAAACAUGUUUUUCAAUAAACUUCUUCAGAUUU
Salvelinus fontinalis (brook trout) is the source of this 4509-nucleotide messenger RNA. RefSeq lists its product as uncharacterized. The record is from RefSeq and is a predicted model, not a curated record. Gene Ontology annotation, cellular component: nucleus. Lineage: Eukaryota; Metazoa; Chordata; Actinopteri; Salmoniformes; Salmonidae.